GACAUUUUGACGAUUGGUGCAACUUUUUUGGUCGUGUCCAAAAGCCGGACUCAUCCAACACCACUCGCCGAUUGAGACAUUGAGACCGAGUUAAUAAAGUAGCAAAAUGCCUCCUAAAUUCGAUCCAACAGCGAUUAAGAUCGUGUAUGUAAAGGCAGUAGGAGGUGAAGUGCCAGCAACAUCAUCCUUGGCUCCUAAGAUCGGUCCACUUGGUCUGUCCCCAAAGAAAGUUGGUGAUGACAUCUCGAAGAGUACACAGGAAUGGAAGGGGCUGAAGAUCACUGUCAAGUUGGUGGUGCAGAACAGACAGGCUAAGGUUGAAGUAGUGCCUAGUGCAUCUUCCUUGGUGAUCAAGGCUCUCAAAGAGCCUCCAAGGGACAGGAAGAAGGUGAAACAUGUAAAACACAGUGGCAAUAUCAGCAUGGAUGAAAUCAUCCGAAUUGCACGCAUCAUGAGGCCCAGGAGUAUGGCCAGAACAUUGGCUGGAACAUGCAAGGAGGUCCUUGGCACUGCUCAGUCAGUUGGAUGCUCUGUUGAAAAGUGUCCUCCUCAUGAUGUCAUUGACAAAAUCAACAGUGGUGAAAUUGAAGUGCCUGAUGAGUAAACCAGACCAGAACAUUUUAAAGAAAAUAAAAAGUCCACUGUA
Molecule: messenger RNA, 646 nt
Organism: Ylistrum balloti
Lineage: Eukaryota; Metazoa; Mollusca; Bivalvia; Pectinida; Pectinidae
Product: large ribosomal subunit protein uL11-like
Exons: 5
Coding region: 107-604 (165 amino acids)
Biological process (GO): translation
Cellular component (GO): ribosome; cytosolic large ribosomal subunit
Molecular function (GO): large ribosomal subunit rRNA binding; structural constituent of ribosome
Source: RefSeq, a predicted model, not a curated record